CUCGUUGAGAGGCCGUAUCUACCUCAGCCGUACAAAACAAACACAGAGAUACAACCUGACUCUCUCCGACUCAAAUUGCCGCUGUGUGUUCAUUCAAUUACUCAAUCCUUCUAUAAUUUGCCUCUUGAUCGAACAAAUAGGGAAUAGAAAAAAUGAGUGGAGUAGGAAAGAAGAUUGUAGAUGUAGCAUUCAAGGCUGGAAAGACGAUCGAUUGGGAAGGGAUGGCGAAGCUUCUUGUUUCCGAUGAGGCCCGCAAAGAGUUCGCCACCCUUCGCCGCGCAUUCGAUGACGUCAACACCCAGCUGCAGACCAAGUUCAGCCAGGAACCAGAACCCAUUGACUGGGAGUAUUACAGAAAAGGGAUUGGCUCUCGCUUGGUUGAUAUUUAUAAGCAAGCAUAUGAUGAGGUUAAAAUCCCCCAAUACAUUGACAAUGUCACUCCUCAGUACAAGCCCAAGUUUGAUGCUCUGUUGAUAGAGCUUAAAGAGGCUGAGCAGAAGUCACUCAAGGAAUCUGAAAGACUAGAAAAAGAAAUUGCAGAUGUCCAAGAGUUGAAGAUGAAGCUUAGUACGAUGACAGCUGAUGAAUACUUUGAGAAGCAUCCUGAGCUAAAGAAGAAGUUCGAUGAUGAAAUCCGAAAUGAUUACUGGGGCUAUUAGUUUGAGCUUCACAUCUUGCAGGUGAACCUCUUCGAGUUCAACUGCAUUUGAGGAAUAAAAGAAAAAACCUAAUUUGUUUUGUUGUUUCAAUCUUGAAUGCUCUGAAGAUUUGAAGUACAUACAUUAUUGCAUAAUUUGGAAAUCACCCUCCCAGUUGAGGAUUAAAAUGAAUAGUUUCUGUCUCGAAUUUUCUCUUUGUGAAUCUUGUAUUUGACCAUUCUCCAGCUCUUUGCCUCCAACAAAAAUGUUAUUGAUUGGUUGA
Molecule: messenger RNA, 921 nt
Organism: Olea europaea var. sylvestris
Lineage: Eukaryota; Viridiplantae; Streptophyta; Magnoliopsida; Lamiales; Oleaceae
Product: ATP synthase subunit d, mitochondrial-like
Exons: 5
Coding region: 153-659 (168 amino acids)
Biological process (GO): proton motive force-driven ATP synthesis
Molecular function (GO): proton transmembrane transporter activity
Source: RefSeq, a predicted model, not a curated record